UCCUAAUGUAGCCUUGGAGGCAACAAUCACUCAAAUUGACAUUAAAUUUGUCUGGUUAUAUUGAAGGGAAUGUACCAGUUCAAGGGGAACACCAGAAACUGUCAAAACAGACACUGAAAAGUCUAAAUCAUUCUUAUUGAAAUGCUACACUACGACAUCAAUCUCAGUGUGCUGGAUGAGUCAUCCUCAUACAGGUUUACUGGCUUAUCUGCUGUGGAAAUCAAAAACCGGCUGACGAAAUCAAUCCGAUUGAAUAUGAAGCAACUCAAAGCAGCGAAUGAAUUAGCAUCAAAAAAAGUAAUGCUGAUAGCAAGGUCCUUGAUGAAACUGCUGGAAACAUUUGGGGAUGGCCACAAGGGACGCUUCUUGGACUAUGUCAACAGCAGACUUGGCAUCUCCAAAUCAUCUUACUACUACUAUAUGGAGCACUAUGCCUUUAUGGCAGAAUUUACCAGACAUUUGGGUCUCCUAAUAUAAGCUAUUCUGUAGCUGAAUGCAUUCAUCAGAGUUCUGGUUCAAAACUACUGUUGGAAAAAGAUUGAGUUUUGUGAAAGGUUGUGAGCAAUUUGAAGGCUAUUCUAAACAAAAGUCAGGUUCAAAGUCUAUCAGUGAAUUUUUCUAGCAGCUCGAGUCUUUCAAUGCAAUAUCCUAUACUUUUCCUACCAAAGUUCAUACUUGUAAAGUUGAUCUGAAGACUGUUUUAUUUUUUUGUAGCUUUGAAACAUCGACAAUCUUUUCCAGAUGGUAUAUCAAGUAUUCGAAAGCAUCAUUUGGGUUCUGCAAUCUCAAAUUUUCGGUUUUAACGAGAUCCUCGUCACUCUUGGUUU
This is a messenger RNA of Batrachochytrium dendrobatidis JAM81, 827 nucleotides long. RefSeq lists its product as uncharacterized. Bases 142 to 477 code for a protein of 111 amino acids. The record is from RefSeq and is a predicted model, not a curated record. The transcript has a single exon. NCBI's taxonomy places the organism in Eukaryota, Fungi, Chytridiomycota, Chytridiomycetes, Rhizophydiales.